This is a messenger RNA of Striga hermonthica, 1894 nucleotides long. NCBI's taxonomy places the organism in Eukaryota, Viridiplantae, Streptophyta, Magnoliopsida, Lamiales, Orobanchaceae. The record is from the annotation of a GenBank genome assembly.
GAUGUCAUCUACUGCAUCUCGUCCAUCCAUGGACCAGCCAGAGACAUAUAAUGCCCUUGCCCUUAAGAGAAAUUCUGAUGAUGUGGGGUGGGAGUAUGGAGUUUUGAUUGAUCCAAAUUAUCUGAAUGUAAUCAAGUGCAAGCUGUGCUCAAAGGUUGUGAAGGCAGGAAUCUAUAGGCUCAAAUUGCAUAUUGCCGGCAAGAAAGGAGAAGUUCGUGCAUGCCCCAAUGCCACCGAAGAGGACAAAGCAAAGUGCAGUAAAGCUAUUGAUGAGUCUAGGAGAGCUAAAAGGGCUAGAAGGGAGAAAGAACAAGAGGUUAGAGAUGCUGUUAUGAUUGAUGCUGAGUCAGAUGUAGAACCGGAAGAAAAUACUGGGCUUGAUGAGAUUACAGGCUCAGGAUCACGUGUGAUGGGUCCUAUGGACAACUUCACAAAGCCUAUGGACUCUAGUUCGUUGGCCAAGGGGAAGAAGCUCCAUCAGCAAAAAAUCAGUGAGCAUGUCAUGAAAGAAAGACUUCAUAGGUUCAAGAGAUAUGUGGCAAGAUGGUUGUACGUUCGCAGUAAGUUUUUUGAUCAAAUGAUUGAAGCUGCUGGUCGCUUUGGGUCGAGUGCAAAGAAACCUUAUCAGCAUGAGUUGAGAGAGAAGCUGCUGCAAGAGGAAGUUCAAGAUACAAAGGAGAUGUUGAAGGCACAUGAGAAAGAAUGGCACAAGAAUGGCUGCUCCAUUAUGACAGAUGCCUGGACAGAUCAGAAACGAAGAAGCAUUAUGAAUAUGUGUGUCAAUUGUAGCAUUGGUACUAGCUUUCUUGAGUCAAAAGAAGUUUCAACCGAGUCCCACACUGGAGAACUCAUUUUUCAGUAUGUGAAUAGCUGCAUUGACAAAGUUGGGGCUGAAAAUAUAGUUCAAGUAGUCACAGAUAAUGCUUCAAACAACAUGGCAGCAAAGGAUUUGAUGUCUGUAGAGAGGCCUAAAAUAUUUUGGACUUCAUGUGCAACUCACACAAUCAAUUUGAUGCUUGAAGGAAUGGGAAAGAUUAAGAAGUUUAAGACCACAAUUGCUCAAGCAAAUUCAUUGACAAUCUUCAUUUAUGCACACCAUAGGACCUUGGCAUUGAUGAGGAAGUUUACAAAGAAAAGAGAGAUUGUUCGGCCAGGCGUGACUAGAUUUGCAUCCAACUUUCUCAGCUUGCAGAGUUUGUAUGAGAAGAAGGAGCAGCUAAGGACGAUGUCUCAAAUUGAAGAGUGGGAGAAGAUAAGCCAUGUCAAGAGUGCAAAAGGAGUGCAAGCCACAGCCACCUUGGUGAGGCCAAAUUUUUGGAGUUCUGUUUCACUUUGCUUGAGGGUAUUUGAGCCAUUGGUGAAAGUACUUCGGAUGGUUGAUGGGGAUGUGAAGCCAUCAAUGGCAUUUCUUUAUGGAGAAAUCCUUAAGGCCAAGGAAGACAUCAAAGUGGCUAUUGGAAACAUUCCUGGGGCAGCAGGGUUGUAUAGUUCUAUCUUGGAAAUCAUUGAUGUGAAGAUGAAAAAUAGGCUGGACUGUCCUCUUCACAAGGCUGCUUACUUCUUGAACCCCUAUUACAGCUACAAUGAUGACUCCAUCCUUGAAUCUGAAGAAGUCAUGGAUGGUUUCUUAUUAGUUGUUGAAACAUUCUACCAUGGUGAUUAUGAUAAGCAAGCACAAGUACUGAAUGAGGAAGUGCACAAGUUCAAAGACCGUGCUGGUCAUUUUGGAAAACAAGUGGUUGCUGCUGGCUGUAAGGAAUUUGACAUGAAUCCUGCCAAAUGGUGGGGAAACUAUGGAACACAAGUACCAGCAUUACAAAAGAUGGCUAUCAGAAUUCUAUCCUUGACUUCAAGUGUAUCAGGUUGUGAAAGAAAUUGGAGUUGCCAUGAAGGG